Messenger RNA from Lepisosteus oculatus (spotted gar), 1436 nucleotides. RefSeq names its product retinol binding protein 4, plasma (gene rbp4). Lineage: Eukaryota; Metazoa; Chordata; Actinopteri; Semionotiformes; Lepisosteidae. Gene Ontology annotation, biological process: retinol transport. The record is from RefSeq and is a predicted model, not a curated record. Gene Ontology annotation, molecular function: retinol transmembrane transporter activity; retinol binding.
UCCAGAGGGAAUGACGAAACAAAAUCAUUAACAAGGAUCUCACUAUAUAAACUGCUCACCCAACUAGCAGGAGACUGCAGUUCAUAGCGUAUUCUGCAGAGCAAGGUUUCAGAUCUGAAUCUUCUUCUUCAUCAGAACGGGUGCAGAGAUGAUCCGAAUCUUAGCAGCCCUCUGCUUCCUGGCCACCUGUUGGGCACAGGACUGUGUUGUAGACAAUAUACAGGUUAUGAAGGACUUUGACAGAUAUCGGUAUGCAGGAACAUGGUAUGCUGUGGCCAAGAAAGAUCCAUCUGGGCUUUUUCUGCUGGAUAACAUUGAAGCUACUUUUAAGAUUGAAGAUGAUGGCAGAAUGACUGCUACAGCCAAGGGUCGAGUAAUAAUUUUAAAUAACUGGGAGCUGUGUGCCCAGAUGUUUGGUACCUUUGAAGACACUGAGGACCCAGCGAAAUUCAAGAUGAAGUACUGGGGAGCAGCAGCUCAUCUCCAGAAUGGAUACGACGACCACUGGGUCAUCGACACCGACUAUGACAACUAUGCCAUCCAUUACUCCUGCCGCCAGACGGACGUAGAUGGCACCUGCCUGGACAGCUACUCCUUCAUCUUCUCACGCCACCCCACUGGCCUGAGACCGGAGGACCAGAAGAUUGUGACCCAGAAGAAACAGGAGCUUUGUUUGCUGGGCAAAUACAGGCGUGUGGCUCACACAGGUUACUGCGAUAACAGCUGAAUUGAUUAACUGAAAAGGACACCAUGGAUGUAGCAUCACAUUUUUCUAAAUAUACACCCUACUAAGUGACCUAUGCAAUGAUUUUUCAAUCCAUUCUGCUGCAAUGUUUGCUUUAGUUGCAUCAUUCUGUGUUAUGGCCUUCUGAAAGUCUUUUUGAAUAUUUUCAAUGUGUGUACUGUAUGUUCUUUUACAAGCAAAUUCAUGUCUGCUGUAUUGGUUUGGUGUAGUUUACAAAAACAAACUACAAAACAAAUAUUUUUAGUAGAGGUCAAGUUUGUUCAUUUAGACCUGAAUGUUGAAUUCAGAUUUGAAUGAUGAACAGCAUGAAUAGUUAAAAAAGACUCAUUCAAUCUUACUGAAGAACACCUGUCUGGAAAUGUAAAAAGGGAACAGUGUUUCAUGGUGUCACAGCAAAGAUAUAAUUAAGCCUGUCACUUUCUGUAAAUUUCAUUUCCCUUAGUCUGAGCCAAAAUCUGGGUAUAUUUCAUGUUAUAUGGUGACUAGUUUGCUUUUACUCUGGAUUUAAGUGUAACAUAUAGUUUUUUCUUCAUUCAUUUUUGCUUUCAAUCCUGAUUUGAUUUUGAUUGAAAUAAUGUUUUAUAAUCUUGCUCUGCUAUCACUUCUUAGAAAUGUUUACAGCACAUUUUAAUUGUAUCUGUCUUCUUUCUGUUCAUUCUUUAAAUAAAAAAAUAAACAUACUUUUUCGCAA